UUACUCCUGCCACCAUCCUCUCUGGACUCCAUGUCAUCCAACCUCGACCGCGCCAUCGAAAUAGUGCAACGAGCCAUUGACGAAGACGUCAAGCAGAACUAUGCCGAAGCCUAUAAGCAGUACCAGAACUCUCUCGACUACUUCAUGCUAGCAAUGAAGUACGAGAAGAAUGAGAAAUCGCGUGCACUCAUCCGCGAAAAGAUCAACGAGUACCUAAAGCGGGCCGAGACGCUCAAAGAGCACAUCGUCAAUGGGGAGAAAAACAAGAAGAGUGCGCUCACCAAUGGUGGAGGCUCAGGGAACGGGGGCAAGAAAGACGACGGUACUGAUCCCGAGAUGGACAAACUACGCGGUGCACUAUCUCAGGCCAUCGUAUCGGAGAAGCCGAACGUGAAAUGGGAUGAUGUCGCGGGCUUGGAGGGCGCCAAGGCCUCCCUGAAAGAGGCCGUCAUCCUGCCUAUCAAGUUUCCACAUCUCUUCACCGGGAAGAGAACGCCAUGGAGGGGCAUCCUGCUAUAUGGGCCGCCUGGGACGGGAAAGAGCUACUUGGCCAAGGCCGUCGCCACCGAAGCCAAUAGCACGUUCUUCAGUGUCAGUUCCUCCGACCUGGUCAGCAAGUGGCAAGGAGACUCCGAGCGACUUGUCAAACAGCUAUUUGAGCUCGCCCGCGAGAACAAGCCCUCUAUCAUCUUCAUAGAUGAGAUCGACUCGUUGGCGGGAUCCCGAAGCGAGGGGGAAUCUGAAGGGUCAAGGCGUAUCAAGACCGAGUUCCUUGUUCAAAUGAACGGUGUCGGUCAUGACGACACAGGUGUGCUCGUCCUCGGCGCGACCAACAUACCCUGGCAGCUUGACAAUGCCAUCAAGCGACGAUUCGAGAAGAGAAUAUACAUUCCGCUUCCUGGACCCGAAGCACGGCGGCACAUGUUUGAGCUGCACGUCGGCGACACACCGUGCGAGAUGACGCAGAAAGAUUACCGGGUAUUAGCAGACAAGACCGAAGGCUAUUCUGGGUCUGAUAUCUCCAUCGUCGUGCGAGAUGCUUUGAUGCAGCCGGUGCGGAAGGUGCUUUCCGCGACACAUUUCAAGCGGGCCGAGGGUGGAAAGAAGUGGACGCCGUGUUCUCCGGGCGAUGGCGACGCUGUAGAGAAGAGCUGGACGGAGGUCGAGUCGGACGAGUUGCUCGAGCCGCCUUUGCGGGUCGGCGAUUUCUUGAAGAGCUUGUCCACGACCAGGCCGACUGUCACCGAGUCAGAUAUCAAAAGACACGAUGAUUGGACUAAGGAGAGCGGUAAUGACGGGGCAUAGGAAGGCUAUCAUACUUAUUUGUGCAUCUAUUUCUGUAUCAUGGUUAUACCAGCGGUCAUACUCAAGCCGUCGAUGUCCUGCUAGUCCUAGAGUUGUACCCGCAUGCAUGCUAUUGUCGACGGACUAUGGAAACCUCCGAUAUCAUUCAGUCCUGGAGGAACGACUUGAGCCAGGUGGCCUCUUUCUCCAUCUCUUCCAUCGACCUCGGCUUCCGAUCCUCAUCCGCGUCGACCCUUAGAGGCUCUGAGGCCAUCAUUUCUGCUUCGGCCUUCUCGAGCGCGGGGUAGAUCUUGUCGUUGUUGGCGCCAGCAAACCGGUCCCCCGUGUAUUUGCGAGGGAGUAGGUGGAAAUGGACGUGUGGGACGGAUUGGCCGGCGGCUUUGCCGUCCUGACAAGCGAUCGUCAGGGCGUCCGCUCCGUAAGCGCGUUCGAGCACCGUUCCAACACGUUUGACAGCGAGCAUGAGCGAUGUAAGUUCUGGCUCUAGAGAAGACAUUAACCUAGUGCGGGUAAUCCGCAGAGACUUGUCUUCUCUCACCCUCUAGGUCACUUAGUCGCGGGACUGGACGCGUGGGGAUGACAAGCACAUCUGUGAUCGCAGUUUAGCGCAAGACUUGGAGGUCAGCUCAAGGAGAGACUGACGUCCAGGUACGAUGGCUGACGCGAUGGGUCAGAACGAGGCUGGAUCCCACUUGAAGACUUUACGCUUCAGGUUGACGAUGGCGUAGGAGAGGGAUGUGCGGUAGAAGGCUUGUCGAGUGACCUCGAUUGUAGAGAAGAGGAGCGAGCCCAUCGCUGCUUGGAAGUUCUAG
Messenger RNA from Mycena citricolor, 2117 nucleotides. NCBI's taxonomy places the organism in Eukaryota, Fungi, Basidiomycota, Agaricomycetes, Agaricales, Mycenaceae. The record is from the annotation of a GenBank genome assembly.